AUGCCAGCCGCCAUUUGUUUAACAUUUCUUCAAUUUAUUCAAAUUAAAUGGGAGGAUUAUCGGCCGUUUGUGUUUAUAGGUUCUUCUCUUGGAUUUUCUUUGCUUCUGUUUGGAAUGAUUUAUUUUGCGAAUAUUUUUGCUGAUUAUAUACUUUAUAUGUUUUUAUAUAUUUUAUUCAGUGUGUUGGAAGCUGUAGCAAGGUAAAUAAUUUUUAAACUGGAGAAGACCCAAUCAUCAUUAAGACCAAUCAUCAUUAUCUCUCUAAGGGGAAGGCCCAAGUCUAUUUGAGAGUGAGAUUUUUGAGAGCUCCAUAGAUC
Meloidogyne enterolobii is the source of this 317-nucleotide messenger RNA. Lineage: Eukaryota; Metazoa; Nematoda; Chromadorea; Rhabditida; Meloidogynidae. The record is from the annotation of a GenBank genome assembly.